AUGUACACCUGUAUAACGGAGGACCAGUAUGCUGAUGCCUUUCUCCAUGACGACAACAUGAACUUCAGAGUCAAUCUACACAGAAUGCCCAUGAGACACAGGAAGAAGGCAGCAGAGAAGAACGUCCCGUCCAGACCACUGGUGUGUGCUGUUCUAGAUCUGAUGGUUGAGUUCAUCGUCACUCAUAUGAUGAAGGACUUUCCUAUGGAUCUCUACAUGCGUUGUGUACAGGUGAUUCACAAGCUGAUCUGCUACCAGAAGAAAUGCAGAAUCAGGUUACACUAUACCUGGAGAGAACUGUGGUCAGCUCUGAUCAACCUGUUGAAAUUCCUGCUGUCCAAUGAGACCGUUCUGUUGGCCAAGCACAACAUCUUUCACCUGGCUCUACUGGUGGUGAAUCUGUUCAACAUGUUUAUAACAUAUGGAGAUACGUUCCUGCCCACCUCCAACAGUUAUGAUGAACUUUACUAUGAGAUCGUCAGGAUGCACCAGAUCUUUGACAACCUCUACUGCAUGGUACUGAGAGUGUCCACCAACGCAGGCCAGUGGAAGGAGCCUGCCAGUAAAGUCACACACUCACUGGUCAACGUCAGGGCCAUUAUCAACCAUUUCAACCCCAAGAUUGAGUCCUACGCUGCAGUGAACCACAUCUCCCAGCUGUCUGAGGACCAGGUAUUGGAGGUGGUCCGGUCCAACUAUGAUACGUUGACCCUGAAGCUGCAGGAUGGACUGGACCAGUUUGAGAGAUACUCUGAACAACCCAAGGAGGCUGCCUUCUUUAAAGAACUGGUUCGCUCCAUCAGUCUGAAUGUGAGGAAGAAUGUGUCUCUGAACACACUGAGUCAGGACCUCCUGCUCAAAGAGUUCUCCACCAUCUCCUGAGAGACACAUGUAUAGUCCUCACCCCCCUGACCCUAUCUGACUACACACACACUCCUCUAUCUGACUACACACACACCCCUCCCUCCUCACCCAUCCACACACCCCCCUCUCAAAGAGUUCUCCACCAUCUCUGGAGAGGGAGGGGCACACAUCUCUCUCCCCACCUGCCCUACACACACCACUCCUCCACUGCCUCACCUCUCUCUCUCCCCACCUGCCCUACACACACCACUCCUCCACUGCCUCACCUCUCUCUCUCCCAC
Oncorhynchus tshawytscha (Chinook salmon) is the source of this 1145-nucleotide messenger RNA. Its product is annotated as armadillo-like helical domain-containing protein 3. The record is from RefSeq and is a predicted model, not a curated record. Gene Ontology annotation, cellular component: cytosol. Gene Ontology annotation, biological process: regulation of Golgi organization. The transcript is spliced from 11 exons. The coding region runs from base 1 to 882 and encodes 293 amino acids. Lineage: Eukaryota; Metazoa; Chordata; Actinopteri; Salmoniformes; Salmonidae.